Molecule: messenger RNA, 1986 nt
Organism: Drosophila busckii
Lineage: Eukaryota; Metazoa; Arthropoda; Insecta; Diptera; Drosophilidae
Gene: Srp54k
Product: signal recognition particle 54 kDa protein
Exons: 2
Coding region: 136-1662 (508 amino acids)
Biological process (GO): SRP-dependent cotranslational protein targeting to membrane, translocation; SRP-dependent cotranslational protein targeting to membrane
Cellular component (GO): cytosol; signal recognition particle, endoplasmic reticulum targeting
Molecular function (GO): endoplasmic reticulum signal sequence receptor activity; GTP binding; 7S RNA binding
Source: RefSeq, a predicted model, not a curated record
UCUUCUUGCUUUCGACGUGUCACAAAAAGAAAUUGUAAAGUAAGCACAGUUUAGCAACAUUGUUUAGUUUUCGCGUGUGUAAAGACGAAUAAUAGCAAUACAUUUAGCUACAAUUAACGUACAUACGGCGGCAAGAUGGUUUUGGCAGAUCUGGGACGCAAGAUAACAACGGCGCUGCAUUCGCUCAGCAAAGCCACAGUUAUCAAUGAGGAGGCACUGGGUGCGAUGCUCAAAGAGAUAUGCGCUGCACUUCUAGAGGCUGAUGUCAAUAUUAGGCAGGUGAAACAGCUGCGCGAAAAUGUGCGUGCCGUAAUUGACUUCGACGAGAUGGCUGGCGGUCUCAACAAGCGCCGCAUGAUACAAUCCGCUGUGUUCAAAGAGCUAAUCAAGCUGGUGGACCCAGGCGUGAAGCCUUAUCAGCCCGUCAAAGGCAAAGCCAAUGUGAUUAUGUUUGUGGGCCUGCAAGGCUCUGGCAAAACGACCACAUGCACCAAGCUAGCCUAUCACUACCAGAAGCGCAACUGGAAAUCGUGUCUGGUGUGCGCAGAUACCUUUCGUGCUGGCGCCUACGAUCAGAUUAAACAGAAUGCAACCAAGGCACGCAUACCCUUCUACGGCAGCUAUACGGAAAUUGAUCCUGUGGUCAUUGCGCAAGAGGGCGUGGACAUGUUCAAGCGCGAAGGCUUCGAAAUGAUUAUUGUGGAUACAUCGGGAAGACACAAGCAGGAAGAGUCUCUGUUCGAGGAGAUGUUGGCGGUAGCCAAUGCUGUGAGUCCCGACAACAUUAUUUUCGUUAUGGACGCCACCAUUGGACAGGCUUGCGAGGCGCAAGCAAAGGCCUUCAAGGAGAAAGUAAACAUUGGUUCUGUGAUUAUCACGAAACUGGACGGACACGCCAAGGGUGGCGGUGCUCUCUCUGCUGUGGCGGCCACACAGUCGCCUAUCAUUUUCAUCGGCACCGGCGAGCACAUAGAUGAUCUGGAGCCCUUCAAGACGAAACCAUUCGUUAGCAAGCUGCUUGGCAUGGGCGAUAUUGAGGGUCUGAUAGACAAGGUCAAUGAGCUAAAGCUGGAUGGAAACGAGGAGCUGCUGGAGAAGAUCAAACACGGCCACUUUACCAUACGCGACAUGUACGAACAGUUCCAGAACAUCAUGAAGAUGGGUCCAUUCUCACAGAUUAUGAACAUGAUACCAGGCUUCUCGCAGGACUUUAUGACCAAGGGAGGCGAGCAGGAGUCUAUGCUGCGCAUCAAACGCAUGAUGACUAUGAUGGACAGCAUGUCCGACGGCGAGCUGGACAACCGGGACGGCGCCAAGCUAUUUAGCAAGCAGCCCACACGCUGCAUUCGCGUUGCCCAUGGUGCCGGCGUUGUGGAGCGCGAAGUUAAGGAACUAAUCGCUCACUACACAAAAUUCGCAGCAGUGGUGAAGAAGAUGGGCGGCGUCAAGGGCCUGUUCAAACAAGGGGACAUGACUAAGAAUGUGAAUCCCACACAAAUGGCGAAGCUGAACCAACAGAUGGCCAAGAUGAUUGAUCCACGGAUGCUUCAGCAAAUGGGCGGCGUUGGUGGACUACAGAACAUGAUGCGACAAUUGCAACAGGGCGCCGCGGGUGGCCUUGGCGGACUGGGGAACCUCAUGGGCGGCUUUGGCGGCAAGUGAGGCGGGUUUUUUGUAUAAUUCUUUGUUUUUUAUAUAGUUCGGUCCUUAGCAUUAAUUUGUUAACGGUUUACAAAACGGUCGUUUGCAUGGAAUCUUUCCAUAUUGCGUAAUCCAAAUUCAAAUUCCAACUCGUGAUCAACAGCAAGAGAAAAACGAAUACACACGUAUAUGCAACAGAAACAAAUCAGUUAACAAUUAAAUUCAAUAACGGUGGUCUUCAGUUUGCACUUGCAGCUUGUUGCAGUGCAGCCGAGCUGUAAGUGAGGAUUAAUAAGUGCUUCAGUAUAGUCCACUUGAAAUGAAAAUAAAUAUCAUCAAAAAUAA